CCUGGGUGGAUUUGCCAGCUUUUUUUCCAGAUCACCCAAGCGUACAGCUGUUCUUGCUAAAAUGGUGGCCCAUAGACUGCCAACAUCCAGCAAUGUCAGAUGGAACUUUCACAGCCGAGCCGUCAACACUGUGUUUGAGCACAGACAGGAUCUCAUUCAGUGUUUUGAGAACAUACGCGACUCGGGUGACUUUGACCCCAAAACCAUGAGAGAGGCAGGAGGCAUGGCCAUGCUGCUGGAACAUCAGGAUUUUAAGUUCUUUCUGGAACUUUUUCACCACAUCAUGCCACAUGUGGACCUCCUCUAUGCCAAGCUCCAGAAGAAGAACAUAGAUGCAGUCCACAUCAAAGGGAGCAUCCAGCAGUUUGAACAGGACAUACAAAUCAUCAGAAAUUCUCGCCAUUCCAUGGGUGAGCAAAGCAGUGGUUCUCUGACAUCAAAGAGGCGUCGGGUACUCAGUUCAGAGGAUCGUCAAAAUGUUGCAGAAGAGAUCUGCAACACCAUUCUGGGACACACCAGGGAGCGCUUCUCCUUCACCGACCAUCUUGUCUGUGCAACCUUGCUGCAGGGGGACAGGUUUGAGGACCAUCAGGGGGCAUUUCCUGAAGAGACACUACAAAGCACGCUGAAGGCCUACAAAAUGCUGAAUGGAAGCAAACUGAAGACAGAGCUCAGUCUCAUCUACAGCAAAGUAGAGUUCAGAGCCUGUUGUGGUGCAGUGGACCUGUUCCAGCUGUUCAUGGAAAACAAUCUUGAAGAUGUCUUUUCAGAAACUGUCACUCUCUUAAAGAUCCUCAUCACCACACCCAUGACCACAGCUGAAGCAGAGAGGUGCUUCUCAACCUUGAAAAGAGUGAAAACCUUCCUCAGAAACACCAUGACCCAGGAGAGGCUGAAUGCACUGGCCAUGCUCUCCAUGGAAAAGAGACUUGUUUGUGAAAUGACAGAUUUCAAUCAGAAAGUCAUUGAAAAAUUUGCUGGCCUGAAGGAGAGGAGAGCAAAAUUUAUGUUCAAGUAGUUUAUUGUUGUGUUGUAAUCCCCGCCCGCCAGUGCGCCCCCCCAGAUUUUUUUAGCACCAGCCGCCAC
Gadus macrocephalus (Pacific cod) is the source of this 1086-nucleotide messenger RNA. RefSeq lists its product as uncharacterized. Bases 62 to 1018 code for a protein of 318 amino acids. Lineage: Eukaryota; Metazoa; Chordata; Actinopteri; Gadiformes; Gadidae. The transcript is spliced from 3 exons. The record is from RefSeq and is a predicted model, not a curated record. Gene Ontology annotation, molecular function: protein dimerization activity.